This is a messenger RNA of Otolemur garnettii (small-eared galago), 1023 nucleotides long. RefSeq names its product MAGE family member B1 (gene MAGEB1). The transcript has a single exon. NCBI's taxonomy places the organism in Eukaryota, Metazoa, Chordata, Mammalia, Primates, Galagidae. The coding region runs from base 1 to 1023 and encodes 340 amino acids. The record is from RefSeq and is a predicted model, not a curated record. Gene Ontology annotation, cellular component: nucleus. Gene Ontology annotation, biological process: negative regulation of transcription by RNA polymerase II.
AUGCCUCGUGGUCAGAAGAGUAAACUCCGUGCUCGUGAGAAACGCCGCAAGGCUCGAGAUGAGAUCCGGAGUGCUCAGGCCACUGUAGAAGAGAAAAAAGAGUCAGCUCCUCCGACUUUUGCUUUGAGGACCGCUCCCCCCAGGCCUCCUACUGUGAGUGGUCUCCAGACACUUCAGAAAGCUCCACCUCCCAUCACUGCUGCUGCAGAUGUUUCAUGCACAAGAUGUAAUAAAGUUAUCGAGAGCCAAGGUCAGGAAAACGCGAGUUUCUCCCAGGCCUCAACCUCCACUGAGACCUCACGCAAGGAUCCUCUAACCAGGAAGGCGGGGGUGUUGAUGCACUUCCUGAUGGAGAAGUAUAAACUGAAGAAACCCUUUACAAAGGCAGAAAUGCUGAAAGUUGUCAGCAAAAGGUACAGGGACCAGUUCCCUGAGAUCCUCAAAUUAGCCUCUGAGCGAGUGGAGCUGGUCUUCGGUCUUGACCUGAAAGAACUCAACCCUGGCAGUCAAUCCUACACCCUUAUCAGCAAGCUAGACCUCAACGAUGAUGGAAGUCUGAAGAGCGACUGGGAAUUUCCCAAGAAUGGGCUUCUCAUGCCUCUCUUGGGUGUAAUCUUCUUAAAUGGCAACUGCGCCUCCGAAGAAGAGAUCUGGGAAUUCCUGAAUAUUUUGGGGGUCUAUGAUGGUAGGAAGCACUUAAUCUUCGGAGAACCCCGAAAGCUCAUCACUCAAGAUCUGGUGCACGAUAAGUAUCUGGUGUACCAGCAGGUGCCCAAUAGUGAUCCUCCGAGCUAUGAAUUCCUAUGGGGUCCCAGAGCUCACGCAGAAACAAGCAAGAUGAAAGUCCUGGAGUUUUUGGCCAAGAUCAAUGAUACCGUCCCAAGUGCCUUCCCGUUCCAUUAUGAAGAAGCUUUGAGAGAUGAGGAAGACAGAGCCCGAGCCAGAGUUGCAUCUAGAUCUGGCAACUUUGCCAAGUCUAGAGGGCGCGCUAGGGCCACAGGCGGCAGCUCCUCCCACCCCUAG